Molecule: messenger RNA, 828 nt
Organism: Pyricularia pennisetigena
Lineage: Eukaryota; Fungi; Ascomycota; Sordariomycetes; Magnaporthales; Pyriculariaceae
Exons: 2
Coding region: 1-828 (275 amino acids)
Source: RefSeq, a predicted model, not a curated record
AUGCAGACGCGCUGCAUUCCGGACAAGGGUGACGAGGUGACGACCCACAAAGAGGCUGCGGAAGUCCGCAGAAGUCCGCAGAAGUCUGCAGAUGUCUGCAGAUUUCCACACAUGUCCACACAUGUCUACAGAUGUCCGCAGAAAUUCGCUAACUGCGCUUGCUAUUCUGGCGACCUAGUAAACUUUCCCGACAUCGAAUCAACCAUGGUGAAAGCAGUAGAUGAAGUCUUGCACCAACUCGAGACCAAAUCUCGUUUGAUAGUGGAGGCAGGGAGAUUUGAUACACAGCAGAACGAUCGCAUUAUCGAAGCUCUUCAACUCUUGGCACAUGACGGGCCCAAUGUGGGAUCCCCGGCCUACAGGAAGAAAACGGUCUACACACAAUUUCUGAAGCUGGUCCAUGAGGCUGUUGGAACAAAUGGCGUGAUACUUUGUGCGGCUGGGCUAGGGGCCACCUACAUCGAGGCGAUGGGGAAACAGGCUCGUAGCGCCGUUCCGGGUAGACUGCAAGUCAAGCUGUCCCAAGAGUUCAUUCAAGUCGCGUCGAAACAUCAAGCCUUGAAAGACAGCCCGAUAGUCACAUUGGACCAGCAGACUGUCUCUGUGGACGGAAGACAGCCGCCCCCGACGCUGUACCUUGACCCAUUGGACAGUUUGAGGUCCUACCAGGAAUAUCGGCCGCUCUUUUGGGAUGACGUGCAGAUGUGUUUGGAAAAUCGCGCAGAGGGAAUGCCAAUGUUGUUCUCUAAUUAUUCGGGUAUCCCGGCAUAUGUGGCAUUUCCUAUCAGCUGGAAGGCUGAGAUGCACCUUCUCGCAAGAAAUCAUUGA